AUGGCAAACAGCGUUGACCAGCAUUUGAGUAUCCCGGUGGUUGACUUUACCCUUGCCCACACGGGCUCUGAAGAGGAUAGGCGAAGAGUUGCGAAGGAGCUUUACGAGGCAUUUAAGAAUGUUGGAUUUGCGUAUGUGAGGAAUCAUGGAGUGCCUCAGGAAGUUGUUGAUGAGGCUUUCGUCUGGAACCAUAGAUUCUUCGACAUGCCGCAAACAGACAAAGAUAAGGCACCUCGCCCAUCAGAGUCGUGGCACCACCGCGGCUACUCGAGCGUGGGCCGCGAGAAGGUUUCCCAGAUGAUCUUUGACGAAGAGUCUAUUUCAGCCGCGCGAAGCGUCCCCGAUGUGAAAGAGUCGUAUGAGAUUGGCCGUGACGACGAGAAGGCAUCUCUGCCGAAUGUUUGGCCGCCUCAAGAUAUUCUCCCGGGGUUUCGCGAGUUUUUUACCAAAUUUUAUGAGGUAUGCUAUGAUGCUGAGCUGGAGAUACUGAGACUUAUUGCACUGGGAAUGGGGCUUGAAGAGGAAUAUUUCAUACGAUUUCACAAGAACAAGGAUAACCAGAUUCGGCUGCUGCAUUAUCCGCCCAUUGAGGAGAGCAUUCUUCGACAGGGUAAAGCAGAGAGGAUAGCCGCACACACGGAUUAUGGCACUAUCACGAUGCUGUUCCAGGACGAUGUUGGGGGGCUCGAGGUAGAGGAUGUCAACGAGAAGGGGAAAUUCAUCCCUGCACCGUAUAUACCCAACACGGCCGUGGUGAAUAUUGCGGAUUUUUUGAUGCGCUGGAGCAACGACGAGUUGAAGUCGACGAUGCACCGGGUCAAGGCCCCGCCACUGGCGGCGGAUGAGGACGAGGCUGCGACGAAGCACAGAAUGACUAGAGCAAGACACUCGGUGGUGUACUUUGUUGGCGCGGACUUGGAAAAGACGGUGGAUUGUGUGCCUGGCUGUUGGGGGCCGGACAGGCCGAAGAAGUAUGAACCGGUGAAUGCGAUGGAGUAUAUACGGAUGAGAUUGCAGGCUACUUAUUGA
Messenger RNA from Trichoderma asperellum CBS 433.97, 1029 nucleotides. RefSeq lists its product as uncharacterized. NCBI's taxonomy places the organism in Eukaryota, Fungi, Ascomycota, Sordariomycetes, Hypocreales, Hypocreaceae. The record is from RefSeq and is a predicted model, not a curated record. Gene Ontology annotation, molecular function: 2-oxoglutarate-dependent dioxygenase activity.